Molecule: messenger RNA, 1679 nt
Organism: Momordica charantia (bitter melon)
Lineage: Eukaryota; Viridiplantae; Streptophyta; Magnoliopsida; Cucurbitales; Cucurbitaceae
Gene: MKK6
Product: MAP kinase kinase 6
Biological process (GO): MAPK cascade; protein phosphorylation
Molecular function (GO): ATP binding; MAP kinase kinase activity
Source: RefSeq, a predicted model, not a curated record
GCCACUAGUCAAGCCGCCGCCACCAGCAAACCGCAGUCGUUGUUGUCAGCUGUUGCCACAAGCGAAUCACAACCGUCCGUUUGCGCAAUUCUGCUACCUUUUCCCAAGAUUUACAUUUCAGGCCUACGCCUUCUGUUUCCAAGUUUCAAACCGAUGAGCCGAUUUGGUUUUCCCAAUACGAUCAAAAUCUUCGAACCGAUCCGGUUUGAUGCUUUUACACCCGUUGCCGUAACGUCUAUAAUAUUUACGCGCUCCUCAAUGUUUCAAAUUUAUUUAUUUCUUUAUUUUUUGCUUUAACGAAGUAGAUCGUAUCGUCCCCUUCCCCAAUCCUCACCAGAAAAAAGGGGAAGAAUCUCACUCCCACAUUUCUCCACUCAUUUUCUUCUUCCACUCUCUUCUCUCUUUCAGUUCCUCUUUAUUGGAACCCUAGGAAGUUGAUAAAAUCACCGUUUCGUGAAAAGAUGAAGACCAAGACGCCAUUGAAGCAGCUCAAGCUAUCUGUUCCUGCUCAAGAAGCUAAUAUCCAUUCUUUCCUGACUGCGAGUGGAACAUUUCACGACGGCAAUCUGCUAUUGAACCAGAAAGGUUUGCGGCUCAUAUCCGAAGAGAAAGAAGCGCAGACUUCAGACAGUAAGGAGUUGGAUGCCGAUUUCUCAUUGGAGGACCUUGAGACUGUGAAAGUCAUCGGGAAGGGAAGUGGGGGUGUAGUACAGCUUGUUCAACACAAAUGGGUUGGAAAACUUUUUGCCUUAAAGGUCAUCCAGAUGAACAUACAAGAGGAUAUCCGUAAACAGAUAGUGCAGGAGCUGAAAAUAAAUCAGGCAGCCCAAUGUCCUCAUGUUGUGGUCUGCUAUCAUUCUUUCUACCACAAUGGUGCCAUUUCUCUUGUGCUAGAAUACAUGGAUCGGGGUUCAUUAGCUGAUGUUGUCAGACAAGUCAAAACGAUUCUCGAACCAUAUCUUGCAGUUGUUUGUAAACAGGUUUUACAAGGUCUUGUUUACUUGCAUCAUGAAAGACAUGUUAUCCACAGAGACAUCAAACCAUCCAAUCUACUCGUGAACCAUAAAGGAGAGGUGAAAAUCACCGAUUUUGGAGUAAGUGCAAUGCUAGCAAGUUCUAUGGGUCAGAGAGAUACAUUUGUAGGGACUUACAAUUACAUGUCGCCCGAGCGAAUUAGCGGGGGAACGUAUGACUACAGCAGCGAUAUCUGGAGUUUAGGCCUGGUUGUACUUGAAUGUGCCAUUGGAAGAUUUCCCUACUUGCAGUCCGAAGAGCAGCAAAGUUGGCCAAGUUUCUAUGAGCUUUUAGAGGCAAUUGUGGCAAAGCCACCACCUUCUGCCCCACCAGAUCAAUUUUCCCCCGAGUUCUGUUCCUUCGUAUCUGCUUGCAUUAAAAAGGACCCUAAAGAAAGAUCAUCAUCUUUAGACCUUCUGGAUCAUCCUUUCAUCAAGAAAUUUGAAGACAAAGACAUCGAUCUCGGGAUUCUCGUUGGCAGCUUGGAUCCCCCUGUAAGUUUUCCCAGAUAAUAUUCCUCAAAACCUUUUUUGUGUUUUCUGUAAUAUGUUGAAAAAUUCACAACCCUUCCUUCCUCGUGUAACAUGCUUUUGCCUCAUGAAACAUGGAAUGCUAUUUUUUCAUAGUAGAUUGCCAAUCAAACAAAACAACAUGAUAAGAUUUCA